This is a messenger RNA of Humulus lupulus (European hop), 1014 nucleotides long. RefSeq names its product CASP-like protein 2A1. The coding region runs from base 69 to 752 and encodes 227 amino acids. Lineage: Eukaryota; Viridiplantae; Streptophyta; Magnoliopsida; Rosales; Cannabaceae. The record is from RefSeq and is a predicted model, not a curated record. The transcript has 2 exons.
UUAUGUCUCCCAUCUCUAACCUCUCCAAACGCCAAAAAAACUAUUAGAGAGAGAGAAAAGAAAGAAAGAUGAACAUGAUGAGAGAAAAGGAGACUAUUACUACUACUGGAGAUGAAACAAGUAGGUCACCAAAUCCAAUAUUCACUAGAUCUCGAUCAGGAGAAGAUUAUGAUCAUCAGGGUCAAGAAGCCACCCUAAAUACUAGCAUCGGAGGCAUGCGCACCGCCGAGACCUUGCUCCGUCUGCUCCCAAUUGCUCCAUGCAUUGCUGCCCUUGUCGUCAUGCUUCACAACUCUCAGACCAAUGAUUUUGGCUCUGUCUCUUACUCCCACCUCGGAGCUUUCAGGUACUUGGUCCAUGUGAACGGAAUUUGUGCUGGCUAUUCCCUGCUGUCGGCGGUGAUCGCAGCAAUGCCUCGACCACCGAAGAUGUCUCAAGCGUGGACUUUCUUCUUCCUUGAUCAAGUGAUGACCUACAUGGUGUUGGCGGCCGGAGCAGCCUCCACGGAGGUCCUGUACUUGGCCUUCAAGGGGAAUGUGGCCAUCACAUGGAGCUCAGCUUGUUCCUCCUUCGGCCGAUUCUGCCACAAAGCCACCGCUUCGGUGGCCAUAAGUUUCGUGGUCGUUGCUUGCUAUGUUCUGCUUUCGCUCAUUUCCUCUUACAAGCUCUUCACCAACUACCAACCUCCUACCGCCAUGCUUAAUCCCACCAAGCCUUCUAUUCAAGUCGCCACCUUCAACACCGAAACCUGAUCAUGAUCAUCAUCGUUUUAAUUAUAUAUCCUUAAGUAAUAUAUAUUAUAUACAUCACAUGUAUCAUCACAAAUAAUUAUUAUAUAAUGAGUAAUAAUAGCUCUAGACGAACGUAUACCACUUGAUCAAGUUCUAGGAGUAUAUUCCAACCCUUGUUUAGUUAUAAAAAUAAGUGUACGCAAUUAUUAAGUACUGUUGUAAAGCAACCUUUCUCUACUUUGUUUUGUUAUAUAUAAAAAAUCAAAUAAUUAUAGGUUUUCCA